UGUAAUAUAUGUUUUGUUUUGAAGUCUACAUUUGCAUAAUUUACUAAAAAUUUCUAAGACACAGCACAAAAAUUGGUUGUUUGUUAAUCAGAAGGAUUAUAAAACUAAAUAUUAGUCAGUUUAGAAAUGUAAAGCAAAGCAAAAUCUAAGCAGUGUGGUAACAGAAGUAAUUUAUUGACCCUUGGAGUGGAUACAUUUGCUCUGCGUUCAUAUCUUUUGAGCCAAUUAGUUGCCGUAUGCAUGUGUAGGGCUUCUCGUGUUCACCCUUGACUCCUCAGUCUAAAGCGAGCGCUUCAUCAAAGUCUACAGUGUUUUUGUACAGCCUGUUACAGGGGAUGCCUGUCACACCCGAAGCCACAUCCCCCUGCAUAUCGCAGUCUGGAGCUAGGUCCCAACAAUGGCUGUGGUAAUUGUGGGUAACCUCUACAAUGAUAACAUUCUGGGGCAGCCGUGUCUCUAGUAACAACAUACAACUUUCGAGGUUUCGAUUAUUGGCAAGAAGUAUGAUUGUUGAAUUGGCAUUAUGCUUAGCAGUUUUGUCUUCUACAUCAAGUUCCAGUGCUGAAAGCAGACGACAAACUGGAACUAAACCAGAGUACAUGGAAACGAGCCUUUCUCUGCGAGAUAUCCUUCCUUUGAAUCCAAAGCAUUAUGAUAAAAACAAAGCUCCUAAAUAUCAAGGACAACCAACAACAGUGUAUUUUCACGUCACUGUGCUAUCACUGGAUUCAAUAAAUGAAGAAUCUAUGACGUAUGUUGCAGACAUAUUUCUUGCACAGAGCUGGAGGGACCCUCGAUUGCGUCUCCCAGAGUACAUGAGCCAAGACUACCGUAUCCUAGAUGUUGAGUGGUUGCACAACAUUUGGCGUCCAGAUUGUUUCUUCAAAAAUGCCAAAAAGGUUACAUUUCAUGAAAUGAGCAUUCCAAAUCAUUACCUUUGGUUGUAUCACGACAAAACACUUCUUUACAUGUCAAAGUUAACGCUUGUUCUGUCGUGUGCUAUGAAGUUUGAAUCUUAUCCCCAUGACACACAAAUAUGUCACAUGAUGAUAGAAAGCUUGUCUCAUACAGUGCAUGAUCUUGUAUUUAUCUGGAACCAUACUGACCCUUUAGUUGUAAAUCCAGAAAUUGAGUUACCACAACUGGAUAUUUCAAACAAUUACACAGCAGAUUGCACCAUCGAGUAUUCGACAGGAAACUUUACUUGCCUGGCAGUGGUAUUCAACCUCAGAAGACGACUUGGAUAUCAUCUGUUUCACACAUACAUACCUUCUGCACUUAUAGUCGUCAUGUCUUGGAUUUCGUUUUGGAUCAAACCUGAAGCCAUACCAGCUCGUGUUACAUUAGGGGUAACAUCGCUUCUUACCCUUGCAACUCAGAACACGCAGUCGCAGCAAUCCUUGCCGCCUGUUUCGUAUGUUAAGGCUAUUGAUGUUUGGAUGUCUUCAUGUUCUGUUUUUGUGUUUCUGUCACUCAUGGAGUUUGCUGUAGUGAAUAACUACAUGGGACCUGUCGCCACGAAAUUAAUGAAAGGUUAUUCUGAAGAUGAUCUUGGAUAUGGUGGAGAUGAAUAUAAGGAUCUGGAUGCAAGAUGUCGGAGUUCCCUUGGUCGAGUGGCCAGUGUUCCUAAAUACGAUACAUUUUGCCAUGGGCGAGAAACAGCGUUAUAUAUCGACAAGUUCUCCAGAUUUUUCUUUCCUUUUUCUUUUUUUAUUCUUAAUGUUGUAUACUGGUCUACAUUUCUUUGAAAUCAACCAAUAAAAUGUUUCAUUUUAAUUGA
This is a messenger RNA of Bacillus rossius redtenbacheri, 1780 nucleotides long. Its product is annotated as glycine receptor subunit alpha-4-like. Lineage: Eukaryota; Metazoa; Arthropoda; Insecta; Phasmatodea; Bacillidae. The record is from RefSeq and is a predicted model, not a curated record. Gene Ontology annotation, biological process: signal transduction; chemical synaptic transmission; chloride transmembrane transport. The coding region runs from base 429 to 1748 and encodes 439 amino acids. The transcript has 10 exons. Gene Ontology annotation, cellular component: synapse; neuron projection; plasma membrane. Gene Ontology annotation, molecular function: chloride channel activity; transmitter-gated monoatomic ion channel activity involved in regulation of postsynaptic membrane potential; transmembrane signaling receptor activity.